CCUCUGCUCGCCCUCUCUCCCCCAGCCACUAAAACACUUAACCGCGGUAUUGCUGAGUUCAUUGUGAUGGCCGCAGACGCAGAGCCCCUGGAGAUCAUCCUCCACCUGCCACUGCUCUGCGAGGACAAGAACGUGCCCUAUGUGUUUGUGCGCUCCAGGCAGGCCUGUGGGGUCUCACGCCCAGUCAUUGCCACUUCGGUCACCAUCAAGGAGGGCUCACAGCUCAAGCCCCAGAUCCAGUCUACCCAGAUGGCCACUCAGAGACUGCUGGUGUGAGCAGAGAGCUCAGGGUGGGGGUUGUAGGGUUAAUGGGACACCACCUGCUUUGGUCAUAUUCAGAUUUUUGUAAAUGGGACGGACUAUGAUUUAAUGUUGUCCUGCUUUGUUUCAUGUCCUGUCAGACUUUUGUGCAGAAGAUUCUAUUUUGUAGGGCUGUGUCCAUUUUGAAAUGUUGGGACAGAAAAGGUAUAUCUGAAGCGUUGGAACAAAAAUGGCUUAACUUGUUUUUAAUAUUACUAUGUUGUAAAUGUGGUAAUUCUAUAUAGAGUAUACGGGACGUCAAACUAAGCAUAGUAGAAUCAUAGCAACUACACUUAGCUUUCCUUAUGUUGACCUUUUUCCUUCAUUUGGUGCAGUUAAAGGUGGACAUGUUCAUUCCA
Messenger RNA from Oncorhynchus keta (chum salmon), 659 nucleotides. It is a transcript of the gene snu13a, whose product is annotated as SNU13 homolog, small nuclear ribonucleoprotein a (U4/U6.U5). Gene Ontology annotation, biological process: maturation of SSU-rRNA; mRNA splicing, via spliceosome. Gene Ontology annotation, cellular component: U4/U6 x U5 tri-snRNP complex; precatalytic spliceosome; small-subunit processome. The record is from RefSeq and is a predicted model, not a curated record. NCBI's taxonomy places the organism in Eukaryota, Metazoa, Chordata, Actinopteri, Salmoniformes, Salmonidae.